AAUAAUGACAUGAAGGUCUGCAGUAGCCUUUAUCUAACAGGGAACUUGUGUUGACCGUCUUUGCUAUGGACUGUGAAUGCAGCACCAACACUACGUCGGAUUAGCGCUUUGAACGUGUGACGUCACAGACGGGCUGGGUUUGCUAUUUCUGACAUAGAAAUACUAAUCUGAGGCACUUGGAGCAACAAUCGCUGCCGACGUCACCUUCAUCACAAAGUUGUGCUUGUUUAGAUUGUGUUCCUCAGCAGUGUGACAGGCUGGUGGGCUAUAGCCAGGAUGUCCUAUAUGAGCGCCGACAACAGCUGGUCACAGCCAUGGGACUUCAACAGCCUCAUUCGGACAUGCAGCUCCAACAUCCAGAAGAUCAGCCAAAACACUGGUCAGAUCAAAAAUCUCCUCUACCAACUGGACACGAGACAGGAAACCCCAGAGCUUCAGGAGAGACUCCAGCAGCUCCAACACUACACCAACCAGCUGGCUAAAGAAACCAACAGACACAUGAAGGAGCUGGGCUCACUGCCCCCACCAACAUCUCCAUCUGAACAGAGGCAGCAAAAGCUGCAGAGAGAGCGUCUGAUGAACGAUUUCUCUGCAGCACUUAACAACUUCCAGGUGGUGCAGCGGAGGGCAGCUGAGAAAGAGAAGGAGUCAGUGGCCAGAGCUCGAGCUGGAUCCAGAGUCAUGGGAGAUGGAGGCAAUGUGAAUGAACAGCUGGUCACAUUUGAAAAGGAAGAUGAGUGGGGUCAGAGCCAGACUCAGACUGGGGAGCCCAGCGUUACAGAGGAGGACCUGGAAAUCAUCAAGGAGAGAGAGACUAACAUCAAGCAGCUCGAGGCCAACAUUAUGGAUGUGAACCAGAUCUUCAAGGACCUGGCUGUGAUGAUCCAUGAUCAGGGAGAGAUGAUUGACAGCAUUGAGGCCAACGUGGAGAGUGCUGAGGUCCAUGUAGACAGAGGGGCCGUCCAGCUGCAGAAGGCCGCUUAUUACCAGAGGAAGUCCCGUAAGAGGAUGUGCAUGCUGGCCAUGGUGCUGUCACUGGUGCUGAUCAUCCUCAUCAUCAUCAUCUGGCAGGCCAUCAAAUAAGAGGAGAAGCACACCUACAGAUGACUUCCAGUGUGUGUGUGUGUGUGUGUGUGUGUUUGAGAGAGAGAGCUGUAUGUGUGCAUUAGUCUGACAAAGGAACCCUACUGUACAUUCCAACACAAAUUGACUAAAUGUUCCUGCUUCUUCUAACGUCAUUCAGUCAGUGUGUGUGUGACUGAAUGUGGAUGUAUUUAUUUGGGGUAAAUGUGUGGGAACAAGAGUGGGUGUUUAAAGUGUUGGGUUUUUUAAAGGCUAAUCUGCCAAUAUGUUGUGAUGUUAUCUGGGACAUUAAAACUCCACUGAAAGCAUGUGUGACUAUUGCUACUAAUAACACAAACUCAUGAAUGUCGGAUGAUGGCCUACACAUGCACAGAAUAUUUAUCUCAAGGGGGAAGAAUGCUCUAGUUUUCUAUGUGUGUGCGUGUAUGUGUGCACGCCUGCGUGAGUGAGAGGGCUGUAUGUGUGUAUUAGUGUGAGUAUGAUGUGAACCUUAAUUCCAGCACAAAUUAUCCUCCUUCUUCCUCCUUUAUUCAGUCUCUGUGUGUGACUGAGUGUGGAUGUAUUUAUUUGGGUGGGAACAAAAGAAAGAGUACAAUGUUUUCCAGUGUAACCAUUACCACUACUGUAGGAUUAUGUCCUAUCAAAUGCAAUCGUGCACAUCAUUAUAUACAGCAAUUACCCCCUGUCUGAGUGUCUUAGAAAAUUUUGAAAGAAAAAUGGACUGUUAGCAGCUGGAACAAUGUGUAUCGUCGCUGAACUGUCUACUUCACUGGAUGUGCCCAUCUUGAAGAGAAUUUAAUACAGUUCCACCUGAUGAAGUGC
Messenger RNA from Epinephelus moara (kelp grouper), 1905 nucleotides. It is a transcript of the gene stx12l, whose product is annotated as syntaxin 12, like. The record is from RefSeq and is a predicted model, not a curated record. Gene Ontology annotation, cellular component: synaptic vesicle; SNARE complex; synaptic vesicle membrane. The transcript has 10 exons. Gene Ontology annotation, molecular function: SNARE binding; SNAP receptor activity. Gene Ontology annotation, biological process: vesicle-mediated transport; vesicle fusion; intracellular protein transport. The coding region runs from base 277 to 1083 and encodes 268 amino acids. NCBI's taxonomy places the organism in Eukaryota, Metazoa, Chordata, Actinopteri, Perciformes, Serranidae.